Culicoides brevitarsis is the source of this 2930-nucleotide messenger RNA. RefSeq lists its product as uncharacterized. The transcript is spliced from 17 exons. Bases 83 to 2584 code for a protein of 833 amino acids. Lineage: Eukaryota; Metazoa; Arthropoda; Insecta; Diptera; Ceratopogonidae. Gene Ontology annotation, biological process: rhabdomere development. Gene Ontology annotation, cellular component: cilium; plasma membrane; stereocilium tip. The record is from RefSeq and is a predicted model, not a curated record. Gene Ontology annotation, molecular function: protein binding.
AAUAUGUGCGAUAAUGGAUUUAAAUUUCACUAAAAAUGAUUGUUUAAAUUUUGGAUAACGUUAACAGAAAAGGUGUUAGGAAAUGCGCUUAGGGGGCGCCUCCAGUGGUGGCGAAACCCCCCUGGCAAUGGGCACAGGCAACGAUUACGCAGAACUAAGCGAGCUUGGGCCAUCAAGAUGGAGUUCAUCGUCGCGCGGCGGCAUAGUUGGCGGAAGCAGCGGUGCAUAUCCGCCGCCCUCCGCAAUCUAUCAACCCAGCAGUACAGCGAGUACGAGUCGCAUACGCUCGAACAGCUUCGAGGCGGAAGACGUGAUCGGGCCGUACGGGAGUGCUCGCGUCGCCAACAGCACAAGUUCGCUGCGCGGAAGAACGGGACUCUACUAUUCGCCGCCCGGCACGUCAUACACAAUUGUCGAGAGAGAAAGAGAUCGCCCAUUUUCGCCGCCCUAUUAUUAUAACACAGCGGGAAGUGCGCCAACCAAAGGCAGUUCGCUGCCCAGCAGAUCGAGUUACUUGGAGCCAUCGAGCUUGAGUGCGUCGGGCGGCGUCACAAAUUCCGCACGACAUUCCGCAAGCAACAACAACAACGCGAAAAAACGACCCAUUUCGCCGGAACAAAUUCUCCGCAUGUUUAAUACGACAACCUCAUCACAAUCAGUUCCUACAAAUUAUCAUAGCAGCAAUGGCACACGCGAUCGCGGAAGACGAAGUCCUGCGAGUAGUCCGCCAUCGACGACACAUCAAUUAUAUCAUCGUGAUAGAAGCAUUCCAUCUUCCGUUCAUCCAUCUCAGUUAGCGACACGAACAGUUACGAUGUCACGCGAUCAGCAACCAGAUGGAAGUCAUGGGUUUGGAAUUUGUGUGAAGGGCGGCAAAGAUUCAAAUAAAGGUCACGGAGUUUACAUCUCACGAAUUGAAGAAGGCUCCGUUGCCGAACGUGCUGGAUUAAGACCCGGAGAUACGAUAUUAGAAGUUAAUGGAACACCAUUUACUAAAUUAACACACGAGGAGGCCUUAAAGAGAUGUGUGCAGAUAUUGAAAUCGUCGCGGGAAAUCAGUAUGACUGUGCGAGCGCCAUCCUCAAGUAUGUUCAACUCAACCGGGCAAUUGCACGGAUUUGGACCGCCGCCGCGUGCAGCACCAAUCGAUUCAACAUAUCUACCCCCACCUAAUCGACAAACAUGUUCAUGGAUGGAUCGUCAUGGUCGUCCAGCAUCACCGCCUUAUGAAUAUGGAGGCCGAAGGCCCGAUAGACGAGAUAGAGUGAGACGUGUAGACUUAUUAAUAGAACCUGGUCAAUCAUUAGGGUUAAUGAUACGCGGAGGCGCCGAAUAUGGCUUGGGUAUUUUCGUGACUGGCGUAGAUAAGGAUAGCGUAGCUGACAGAGCUGGUUUAACGAUCGGCGAUCAAAUACUCGAAGUGAAUGGUCAAUCAUUUUUGGAUGUAACGCACGACGAAGCCGUGAGUCAAUUUAAAUUCCACAAACGGAUGACUCUGCUAGUUCGUGACAUUGGCAAAGUACCUCAUUCGUGUACAACAAUUGAACCGGAGCCAUGGGAUGCGUACAGUCCAACAGGUGCUCGAACACGCAGGAAAUGUCCUGUCUCGGCAAUGGUCGAAGAAAAAGCACGGUCAUUAUUACCUCGGCAACACUUUGCCAACCUUUCAUAUUAUAUUGCUGAAUACGGUGCUAGAGGAAUGAACAUAGAGGCCUUUGUAUCUGUAUUAUUAGAAAUGUUAGAUACGCCAGAAAAGCAUACAUUAGUAACUGAAAUAAGAGAACUCAUUUUUCCUGAAGACCGAACGAGAUAUGAUGAACUCGUUUAUCGAAGGGGUCGAGGCGGUGAUAUUUAUGUAGAUCCCCUUGAUAGGCAUAGAAGAAAAGGAGAUCAUUUAUCUCAUCCUCAUGACAUUCCGGUUUAUCUGAACGACGGUAGACCAAGGAGAGGCAGCGAAACGCAAUUAUCUAGAUCAGAAUACGACUCGGAUCAGGGAAGCUACUUAGACGGCAUUCGUUCACAGAUAGGUGGUUUAACGCAACGAGUCAAAUCUUGGUACUGGGGCCGACCUCUCGAAUUAGCAACAAAAUUGUCAAGAAGUUUUGAUUUAAAAGAAGACACUGGCGCAUUUAUUGUGGAUCAUAAGGCAAUAGGUGUCAGACGACAUCAGUCCAUGCAAAGACUUCCGAUGGAGCAAAAUGGAAUGGGAACGGAUCCAAAUAUAGAUCAAGCAGCACAUAUUGUACCUGAUCACAAUGGAAAUUUACGUAUUACUGUUAGGAAAAGUAAACCUAUUUUAGGUAUCGCAAUUGAAGGAGGUGCAAAUACAAAACACCCAUUACCUAGGAUUAUUAAUAUUCAUGAACAUGGAGCCGCAUUCGAUGCUGGAGGCUUGGAAGUAGGUCAAUUAAUAUUGGAAGUUGAUGGAAAUAAAGUUGAAGGAAUGCAUCAUCAGGACGUUGCUCGACUAAUAGCGGAAUGUUUUGCCCGACGUGAUAGACACGACAUUACCUUUUUAGUUGUGGAAGCGAAGAAAUCAAAUUUAGAACCAAAGCCAACAGCACUCGUCUUUUUGGAGGCAUAACAUUUGCUUUCCCUGCCGGCUAGCGAUCCCGGACCACGAAGAACGCAUCAACGAGGGAUCGACCUUACCGCGGAUAAGUUUUCGACAGCACACCAAUACCAACAACAUCAGCAUCACGAAGUACAUUUACAACAUCCACGUCAUCCACACUAUCAACAACGUUCUCACAGUCAGCACCGAGAUUAUCCUCGAGACCAUUUGCUACACAUUGAGCCGCCGCUGACGACAACAACUGCAGCGGAAAUUCCCAAAGCGAGUACAAAACGCGGUCUCCCCGGACUCAAUACUGACUACAUUCUGCCGAAAGAUGAAUAACUGUUUCUGCACCAUUUCACCUAUUCCUCAA